Messenger RNA from Triplophysa dalaica, 1826 nucleotides. Its product is annotated as DBH-like monooxygenase protein 2 homolog. Gene Ontology annotation, molecular function: copper ion binding; dopamine beta-monooxygenase activity. Gene Ontology annotation, cellular component: secretory granule membrane. Lineage: Eukaryota; Metazoa; Chordata; Actinopteri; Cypriniformes; Nemacheilidae. The record is from RefSeq and is a predicted model, not a curated record. Gene Ontology annotation, biological process: dopamine catabolic process; norepinephrine biosynthetic process; octopamine biosynthetic process.
UACAGACUAGUUUCUAAAACAUCUCGGAAAGAGAAAGAUUGUCUAUCAGUUCUUUUAGAGGGCGAUAUGGGUCUGUUAUCUUUUCUACUUCUGAUCUUGGUUUCAGUCCAGUUGUGCUGGGCUCAGGAUGAUCCUCUUCUUCCCUUCUCUGAACACUUGGAUUCUGAGCACAAGGUACGACUGAAGUGGGGAUUCGAUGAGGUCCAGGACACCAUCGUAUUCCAGCUCACCGUCAACACCAGCGGUUGGGUCAGUUUUGGCUUCAGCCCCAACGGAGGAAUGACUGGAGCUGACAUUGUCAUUGGAGGGGUUGGACCGGACGGCACUUAUUUCACGGACUAUCAUGCUGUGGGCAAUUCCAUGCCUGUGAUUGACAAGCAACAAGACUACAAACUCCUGUCUCUAACCCAGUCUGAUGGACAAACAGUCAUGAAGUUUCAGAGGUCCAUCAAGUCCUGUGAUGAAAAUGAUUUUCCGAUAACUACGUUGCCCAUCAAGCUCAUCUAUGCGUAUGGACUGACCGAUGACAUCACGUAUCACGGUACCCGAAGGGGCACGAAGGAGGUGAACCUGUUGAGGUACAUGCCUCGGAUAACUCCUCCAGACAGCAAGUAUUUCGACAUGAUCAUGGUCAAUUUCACGGUGCCAACCAACCAAACCCACUAUCACUGCAAGAUCAUGAGAACUCCAGCUUUCAAUCAGAAGCAUCACAUUUAUCGGAUUGAACCUUUGAUCCAAAACUUGGAUCUCGUGCAUCACCUGCUGCUGUAUCGCUGCCCGCCGGGUGUGACAGAAGUCUAUGAAUCACAAUGUUACUCAGGGGUGAAUAAUGAUGAAUGUAUGGAGAUCGUGUCGGUGUGGGGAGUUGGCGGAGGGGCUUUUGAGUUCCCUACAGUGGCGGGUCUUCCGAUUGGAGGGAAUAUUGACGACGUUCUCUACAGGCUUGAAGUGCAUUACAACAACCCAAAUAAAAUCCCAGGUCGAGUUGACAACUCAGGUCUACGAUUCUAUUAUACAUCUAAACUCCGUCAGCAUGAUGCAGCCAUUUUGGGAACGGGGCUUGUGCUGGCCCACGGGUACGCCGUCCCACCUAAGGCGAAGGAUUUUUUAACAUAUGGCUUGUGUGACACAGCGCUUAUUCCACAGGAUCUGUCUCAGACUCCACAAGAUCUUCAGGUGUUCUCUGUAAUGUUACACACACACUUGGCUGGACGAAAGGUGCGAGUUGGCCAUUUCAGAGACGGAAAACAAAUCGAUCUGCUAGCUGUGGAUGAAAACUAUAAUUUUGAAUAUCAGGGAGUGACGAAUUUGGGUAAAACUAAGACAGUGAAGCUGGGGGACACAUUGCUGGUGGAGUGCACCUAUAACACGGCCACUCGCACAAAACUCACAUGGGGUGGUCUCUCAACUACAGAUGAGAUGUGCUUGGCUUUUCUUUUCUACUAUCCUGCCAUGAGUCUGACCGGCUGUAUGAGCUUCCCUAAUUUAACUGCUUUAAGAACUGAGAUGGGAAAACCAGAUCUGAAUAACUGGCUCUCGAUGAUGUCUUCAAAGACUUGGAAUGACACGUCUAUCAAUCAGUACCAACAAACACUGAAAAGAAUCGACCAGUUUGUCAUCGUUUCUGACUCGCAUAAAAACAUUUCAGGCAACAUUGGGAAGAUUCCUGAUCUCAAAGUGGUUCCAUCGGCACCCUGCAUGAGUGGAUGUGACUCUGAACGUCUUGCUUGGAUAUUGUUGCUCAUUUCUUUGGCAGUGCUAUGGGCCUACUAAACUUUAAAGGAGUGUUUCACUAUAAAAUAAAAUGUCAUGAUAAUACACUCACC